AGAGACGUACCAAAUAAAGGCCUGGGGGUUCAAGUAGGCGAACCGGAUCGCAAACUGUGAUCAUGCUAUCUCUGACCCAUUUCAAGCAUGAUAUAAGAGUUUGCUAUAUCCCCCGUAUUGACCCAGAUUGUUUGGCUUGAUUUCACAAAGAAUCGGCUUCAGUGCAAUUGUCACCCAAAUCUGAGGAUGGCUACACAAGAGAUUGCUGACACAGGACCGGGCGCGCUUAUAGCGGGAGAUGACCCCUCGUUAUCAAACACGAUAGAAGAAUCGCCCAUUGAGCGUCAUGGUUCGCCCGACUCAUCUGAGUCACUUUCCGCUUCCACCAGCUCGGUUUCUAUCAGGUCAGUUUCUACCGGGUCGAUACGAGCAUCGACUCCGUUUGGAGACCACGAAUGUGAAGUAAAAGUUCUAUACGAGGGCCCCCCAAAGUGCCCAUGCUGUAAGAAUUGGGUUGAAGAGUAUCCUGAUGAUCUUCGUAUUGCCCUCGAGGAGCAGCCGGAUGUCAAACUGAAGGCUCUCGUUGUGCGCAUGCGGAAGAACCACGGGGACGGCAAGCCUCUAGUCUUGGAUUCUGUGGUCAUCCAAAGCCCAUCACUGAAGGAAACAUUAGGAGAGGUCUUUCAAGGCUACAGCGGCAUUACAGCAUCUCUCAAGAAGGUAGUUUUCAAAUCGCCAUUUCGCCCUUUCUACUCCCGCUGGCAACGCUUUGGACAAGUCUUAGAGCGCCAAAAGAAAGAGGACCCAGCCUCUGCGGCAGUUUCUCAGCUACUGUAUGAUGUACUCUACGCCGAGCUGCACGAUACCAUGACAGAAAUCCGAGACCUCAUUGAGCACCGCGUCAUCACCUAUCCGCUGCUCUGGGCCCUCUUUGAGCCUGGUAAACUCGUUGUUCAAGAUUGCCAGGGAGAAAAGCGCUUCUAUAUCUUCGAAAGUUGCAGUUACAAAGAAGAAGGUUGCAUGAUAUUAGCAGCUAAAUUUGUUGAUUGGGACUCACAUCAUUUUGGAUACGCUACUCAGUUUCUGGAAAUCCGUGGAUUCAAUGGCACGCGGAACAUUACUGAACUGGAACUGUUCCCAGCGCAAUUCCUCUUGUCGAGAGAAGAGAUCGAAGCAGUAGCGAUCAGGCGAGGCGCCAAAUUCCAAGCCCUUCGUGAGUUUCAUUACAUGGCACACUCGGGAUAUGUUGAGCACAAGCUCGGCAAACGCAAGGUUGACGGACGCAUUAUUAUAGACGCUGUUUCAUUUUUCCACGCCAAUCCAUCCAAGAGGCUUGUGCUAGCUCCUUUGAACAAUGAUCCAGUCAUGCCCAAAAUACAAGUCGCCGAUGAGACACAUCUCCAGUCUAACCUUCCAGGUGCACCUAUCCCAUACCCUGGAGGAUCACGGCCUAGCGGGAUGAACGACCAGCAUAUUCUGCGCGAAGUCCGGAAAAGAAAGCUCCAAACCGGAGAAUUGCCGUUACCAACUACGCAAAAGAGAGAGACAGUUGCUGAUCUCACCCAAGAACAACUACUCCUCUGUAAUCCAUACGUCCGAGGCUAUUCCCUCAAGUUGAAGAACUGGUUCGAGUUUAGGGUAGAGGAUGUAUAUGAUAUUACCUGGAAUGAUGCCGCCUUCCCUAGUCUGAUCUUGCCCAAAGGCCUAAAGGAUCUAAUAUUGACGUUCGUAGAAGGGCAAUCUUUGAAUAAGGUCUCCUUUGAUGAUGUAAUCGAGGGGAAAGGACAAGGCAUCAUCAUGAUGCUAGUCGGGAACCCAGGCACAGGCAAGACGCUGACCGCUGAGGCAAUUGCUGAUAAAGUUAGGAAACCCCUUUACAUUCUGAGCGCAGGCGAACUGGGCCAAGAUGCGGAAGACGUCGAAGACCGGUUGCGAUCAGUCUUGACCCUCACCGAAAAGUGGAAUGCUAUUCUGCUCUUUGACGAGUGUGAUGUCUUUAUACAAGAGCGAACAACAAGGGACUUGGCGCAUAACGAGAUCGUCGCAGUGUUUCUACGCCUUCUCGAGUAUUAUCGCGGUAUCUUGUUCAUGACGUCCAACCGCGCCGAGACGAUCGACAGGGCGUUCCACAGUAGAAUCCACCUGACUCUUCACUACCCAGACCUGGAGCCAACCGCGAGGGAACACAUCUGGAGACAGUUUACCCGCCAGUCGCAGUUCGAGAAUAAGUUGUCAGAUGAUUAUCUCAAGCAUCUUGCGAAGCUGCCGUUGAAUGGGCGUCAGAUAAAGAAUGUAGUCAAGAUAGCCACGCUCCUUGCCGCGCAGCAGAAUGUGGCGCUAGGGAUAGACCAAGUUCAGACCGUGCUGGAGGCGACUAAGCAAGUAAGCGCCGGUUACGAGGUUUGACCUAAUCUGGAUCAUUGGGGUGUGCGCUUUGAGCGACUUUAGGGUAUUAGUGAUUUCGACAUCUUCACUACAAGUCUUGAUGAAAUGAAGGCGCCUUGACUGGUUGUUACUUGUUCUUUAUAUCUCUUUAUUUGCCAGCUGGAGGAACUAUCAUCAGAGUUGAGGCAUGGCUACCCCGGUCAAACUCAUUUUUGAGUAUAUCAGGAUCGCCCAGAACUGAACUUGCACAAGCUUAAUGCUGGAGUCAUAAUUCUUAUAGGCAUCUUCAUCCUAUGUCGCAUGCCACAAAUACUGCGGAAUCUGGGAUAGCGCUGUUAUUCGAUUCCUUGGUCUCUCCUUUUCCACUUCACCUAUCGAAAUAUAAAAUAAGAAAAUAGCAGCUUUCCCGAACAUUGCUUGCCUCAACGGCUUAAAUCAUCCUCACUGGUAAAGGAUGCAAUGCCGUCUUCGUAGUUGUUGGAUGAUGUGGAUUCAUCUUAGAUAUAAUAGGUGUCAAGUUGGAUAAACUGGGUCCCUCAAUUCUUU
Molecule: messenger RNA, 2871 nt
Organism: Xylaria bambusicola
Lineage: Eukaryota; Fungi; Ascomycota; Sordariomycetes; Xylariales; Xylariaceae
Exons: 4
Coding region: 187-2346 (719 amino acids)
Molecular function (GO): ATP hydrolysis activity; ATP binding
Source: RefSeq, a predicted model, not a curated record